AUAGAGAGAACGUGUCCUUCGCAAAUGAAAAAACUCUGUACGCUGUCUGACUGUCUCCAUCCACAGGGAGGAGCGUUUAAGAGAUAAGAUGCCCUGCGCUCUCGAGUGACGUGGCUCUCGCCAUGGAGCUGCCGCUCGCUCCACCGCCUCUCUCCUGCGCUUCCUCUUCGGCCUUCCGCCUGCACCUUUCUCCGGUCGCCCCCAACACCCCCGCGCGCGCCCCGCUCCUCGCCCGCGCCCGCAGGAACAAGGGCUCCCCGAGUGACGACGCGGAGCCCAAGGUCAUCACCAUCGGCCGUCCCGGGAGGAAGAGCAGGCGGCGCCGCGGCGGCGGGGGGAAGAGGCAGACCCCGCGGGCCCCGGAGCAGCAGGACGAGGAGGAAGAUGAAAACGACGACGACGAGGAGGACGAGAGGGACGCGGCGAUCCCGGAGGUGGUGACGAACCGGAUGAUGCGGCGGGUGGGGGUGUCGGUGGGGGCGCCGCUGGCCGUCGGGGUGGGGUUCUUCCCGGCGUUCUACUACCUCAAGACGGUGGCGAAGGUGGACGUCCCGACGUGGAUCCCCUUCGGCGUCUCCUUCGUCUUCUUCGGCGCCGCGCUGCUCGGCGUCAGCUACGGCAUCGUCUCCGCGAGCUGGGACCCCUCCAGGGAGGGCUCCCUGCUCGGCUGGAGCGAGGCGCGCCGCAACUGGCCCGUCUUCUGGGACUCCCUCCGCGGCGGCGGCCCGGCGCCCCCUCGCCGGAGAUAGCUUACCAACGCUUCUCUUCUCUUCUCUUCCACCGAUGAUCGAAGAUGGAAAAACUGAUGGCUUUUGGAGUAGAUGUGCAACAUACCUGACAUGAUAUGGACAUCAACUUCAUGCAUGAGAGAUGAUGGAUGAUGCCACCUUACGCGCGAGUGGGCUCGCAGCCUGACGGCGAGCGCGCGUGAUUGGGCCGCGAGCGCGACGCACGGCCUGGCGCAGAAACGGCACAUGGCGCGGACGGACGGAAAUUCUUGAAA
Molecule: messenger RNA, 1003 nt
Organism: Oryza brachyantha (malo sina)
Lineage: Eukaryota; Viridiplantae; Streptophyta; Magnoliopsida; Poales; Poaceae
Product: protein PAM68, chloroplastic-like
Exons: 2
Coding region: 123-749 (208 amino acids)
Source: RefSeq, a predicted model, not a curated record